CGCCACAACAGGUGACUCAGUAACAUAUAAAAGGUAGGUCAGCAGAACGAAAAGUGCCUUUCACCGCUGCUUUUCAAGUCUGAGGUUACUUCUACCUUCUACUGUGUUGAAGUGUACGGCGUCGUUAAGCGAAUAGAAAAUACGGAAAUCUCUCUCAUAGCCUCUCUUUAUUAUUAAGCAGCUUCAAGCAAACUGGACGCCAUUUCGACUAUAACCGAAAGUAAGGAGUUCUCACGAUGAGGACGCUGAGUAAUCUUGUCGCUGGACGUUGAAUAAAUCAUCUGUAAACAAGAACUUGUCUGCGUGGUGGCUGACGGUAGCAACACCCAUGAAUCAGUCUGAGGAAAAAGAUGAGGGACUGCUGCCCUCAAAUGAGGAACAUGGCAGCCAGGCAGAACGGACUGAGCAGAAAAGCUGUGUGUCCCUGAAGAGUGAAAGAUCCAUGGAUUACCCUCUUGGUUUUAAACAGACUAAGCAGGAACAUUCAAACUCACCUUCACAAAGCUGUGUAUCCAUGGAGAGCCAGAGAUCCAUGGAUUACCCUCUUGGUUUCAACCAACAUGAAUCAGUUACAGAAGAUCACCAGACAAUGCCAGAGGAGACAGACCUGGACUCCAUAUUUCUGGUUGUUGAGGAGAACAUUGUUACUUUUGUGAAAAAUGAGCUGAAGACAUUCCGUAAAUUGCUGAGUCCAGAUUACCCAAAAUGCUUGGAGAGUCAAGCUAAGGACGAGGAAAUAAAUAAUAGUGAAGAUGAAGACCAGAUAUGGAGGAGCAGAGACGCUUUUCUGAAAAUCACACUGCAGGUCAUGAGAGGAAUGAAACAUGGAGAGCUGGCUGACUCUCUGCAAAACAGAGCUUAUGGGGCCAAACUAAAAUCAAGUCUAAAGAAGAAGUUUCAGUGUGUGUUUGAAGGGAUUGCCAAAGCAGGAAAUCCAACUCUUCUAAAUAAGAUCUACACAGAGCUCUAUAUCACAGAGGGGAGAUUUACAGAGGUCAACUCUGAGCAUGAAGUCAGACAGAUUGAAGCAGCAUCCAGGAAAUCAGAUGGAAUUGAACCAAAAAUCAAACAAGAAGACAUAUUUAAACCCUCUACUGAAAGAGAUGAACCAAUUAGAACAGUCAUGACAAUGGGAGUGGCUGGCAUUGGGAAAACAGUUUUAACACAGAAGUUUGCUUUGGACUGGGCUCAAGGCAAAGGCAACCAGCAUAUCCAAUUCAUAUUUCUAUUUUCCUUCAGAGAGCUGAAUGUGCUGAGAGAGAAAAGGUUUAGUUUGGUGGAACUUGUUAAUCACUUCUUUCCUGAAAUGACAGAAGAAGAAAUCUGCAGGUUCCAGGAUUUUAGGGUUUUGUUUAUCUUUGAUGGUUUGGAUGAGUCUCGACUUUCACUGGACUUCCACAAAACUGAUAUCCUGACUGAUGUUACAGAGUCCACCUCAUUGGAUGUGCUACUGACAAACAUCAUAAGGGGGACAUUGCUUUGCUCUGCUUGUGUCUGGAUAACCACACGACCUGCAGCAGCCAAUCAGAUCCCACCUGAGUACGUAGACAUGGUGACAGAGAUUAGAGGUUUCAACGACAUGGAGAAGGUGGAAUAUUUCCACAAGAGAUUUAGUGAAGAAGAGCAGAGAAGCAGAAUUAUUUCCCAUAUCAAAAGGUCACGAAGCCUCCACAUCAUGUGCCACAUCCCUGUCUUCUGCUGGAUCUCUGCUACAGUUCUGGAGAAGGUAUUAAAAACAAAAGAAGGAGGAGAGCUGCCCAAGACCCUAACUGAGAUGUAUAUUCACUUCCUGGUGGUUCAGUGCAAACUGAAGAACAUCAAGUAUGAUGGAGGAGUUGUGACAGAUUCACACUGGACUCCAGAGACCAGAAAGAUGAUCAAGUCAUUGGCAAAACUGGCUUUUGAGCAGCUGAACAAAGGGAACCUGAUCUUUUAUGAAUCAGAUCUGACAGAGGGUGGCAUUGAUAUCAGAGCAGCCUCUUGGUACUCAGGAGUAUUCACACAAGUUUUUCAAGAGGAACGUGGAUUGUACCAAGACAAGAUGUUCUCCUUUGUUCAUCUGAGUGUUCAGGAGUUUCUUGCUGCUCUUCAUGUUUAUCUGACAUUUUUCAAUUCUGGAGUCAAUUUGAUGUCAGAAAGAACUUCAGUGUGGUCCAGACUGUUUAAAGCCGAACCUGAUUCACUAUCUCUCUACCAGAAUGCUGUAGACCAGGCCUUACAGAGUCCAAAUGGACACCUGGACCUAUUCCUGCGCUUCCUCCUUGGUUUAUCUUUGGAGAAUAAUCAGAGACUGCUACAUGGUUUAGUGAAAGAGACAGAAAGCAGCUCACUGACCAAUCACAAAACAGUCCAGUACAUCAAGAGUAAGAUCAGUUCCACUUCCUGUCCAGAGAAGAGCAUCAACCUGUUUCAUUGUCUGAAUGAGCUAAAUGAUCAUUCUCUAACAGAAGAAAUACAACAACACUUGAGCUCAGGACGUUUGCCCAUAGAUAAACUGUCUACUUCUCAUUGGUCAGCUUUGGUCUUCAUCUCACUGUCAUCAGAAGAAGAGCUGAAUGUGUUUGACUUGAAUAAAUACUCCACUUCAGAGGAGGUUCUUCUGAGGCUGCUGCCAGUGGUCAAAGCAUUUACUAAAGCUGUGUAG
Messenger RNA from Neolamprologus brichardi, 2644 nucleotides. The record is from RefSeq and is a predicted model, not a curated record. Lineage: Eukaryota; Metazoa; Chordata; Actinopteri; Cichliformes; Cichlidae.